Molecule: messenger RNA, 1287 nt
Organism: Symsagittifera roscoffensis
Lineage: Eukaryota; Metazoa; Xenacoelomorpha; Acoela; Convolutidae
Product: surfeit locus protein 1-like
Exons: 1
Coding region: 17-964 (315 amino acids)
Biological process (GO): mitochondrial respiratory chain complex IV assembly
Cellular component (GO): mitochondrion; membrane
Source: RefSeq, a predicted model, not a curated record
UCAUUGAAAAUUUCCAAUGAACUGUAUGUUUUGCUUGAGGUCAUCGCGUUUCUUGUUAAGAGGUGCUCUGAAGCCUCCAAAAAAUCGGACGUCAUUAAUUAUUCAGUCGACAUUGAAAACGCAAGUUGCAAACCCUGUCAAAAAUGAAUCAGGAUACGGGCAAUUCAGAUACUUGAUUGCAGCACCUCUUAUUUGCGUAGGCCUCGGAACAUGGCAGAUCUUCAGACUUCAGGGAAAGUUAGAACUCAUAGAGACAAUAAACAGCAGAUUUUUUGCUACGCCGAUUCACUUAAGGGAAAUUGAUUUCACGAAUAAUGACAUCAAAAAUAUCGAGUAUACGCAUGUUUAUGUAUCCGGUGAAUUUGAUCAUGAAAACGAAAUGUACAUUGAUUUCAAACAACCUCAGAUGCCGGCGUCUCAAACCCAGUGGACUCUAGCUACGGGUUCUAUAUCAACACGAGGAAACUAUGGAAGCCAUAUAGUUACACCUUUUAUUGUAGACUCCGAAGAUGCCAAAAAACUGAAUUUACGAAAGGUCAAGAAUGAUGAACCGGUGAGAAUAUUGGUCAACCGAGGAUGGGUUUCGAAACACGAUGUUAGCCCUUCGAAGCGUCCUGAAGGUCAAGUAAAGGGUAAAGUUCAAAUAUCGGGUUAUAUCCGAGGCGAGGAAAAGAAGUUUAUGAAUUUCUUGAUUCAAGAUAACCAGAAGCCUGGGACUUAUUUGUUCAGAGAGGUCAAUAACAUGUCCAAAUAUGGCAAUACAGAACCGAUAAUGAUUGAGCUUGACGAAGAAAGUUCUGUGCCUGGAGGACCAAAUGGAGGCCAAACGAUGGUUAAGAUUUACAAUAAACACGCUGAGUAUAUAGCCACAUGGUAUGGUCUGGCCAUAGGCACUGGAUAUCUAUGGUACAAACAUGUGUACCAGGCGAAACCAUUUGCAAGAAAGAUGUUCUUCAGGAAAUGAAACUGAUUUGUCUAAAUCAGUGAAUUCAUGUACAAAGUGCCGACUGUAAAUAUCUUUGAAGAGUAAUUUAAUAAUCGUGAGGCGACAAUUCGUAACAGGCGACAAUUGGAGCGAGAACACUGAUUCACGCGCAGUAUUCCUUUCGUGCCGUGUGUAAGCGCAGCGGAGCGAGCGUAUGAUACUUUCCAAUGGCUUGUUACGAAUUGUCGCUAGUUCCGAAUUGUCGCCUGUUAAGAAUUGUCGCCCUGCCUUAAUAAUACAGCAGUUGAAAUAUAAUUUUUUCAUUGCAAUUUUUUUUCUAGAUAAAAUGCCACGAUGGUCUU